UAACGAAAGCAGAGACGGCCAGAUUUUUCAAGCCUUUGACGUUAAUUUGAUAAGAAUUGUACGUUAACUCGGACCAAUCAACAAUCCAGCAAGACAGAUCUUCAAUGGUUUCCAAGGAUGGCAAUACCUGCAAAAAUCAAAACAGCAUUUUAUUCAACGUUAUUAUGCUACUCGGUUUCGUGGCAAGUUAUCCCAUCGAUAACACAGGCCAACCUGCGCUGGCCGUAACGUACCCAACGCCCUUGUUGGUCAAUCUCACCGCGGCUAGUAACGCAACAAUCAUUCCGUCUGCUCCAAUCUCGUGCAAUUUAACGGAUCCCACCUACCAAGAAUAUGGAAUCUGCUGGGACUUGUCCAGCCAGCAAUUGCAAAUUAGUCCUAGUUUGUCAAUCGACAACUUUGUCAAAUUCUACAAGUUUAAUGUCUACAAUCCCUUCGUAAAAACGCCCGUUUACACGAAACAAGUUUGCGAUCUGAGUCAGCCUUUUCAGAGCAUCGGCAUUUUGUGUCCGUCUAAUCCACAGGAUUGCGUCAAUGCUUUAACUAACACGAUGACGUGCGAUUUCAACGGCCAAUGCAUUUGUGUGGUGGGUGAACGAUAUCGAACGAUUGCCGAUAGUAUCACACCUGCCAAUCAACCUGUUCAACCUACCUACCCGACCAAAUUAAAACCGAAUGCAAAUGUUCGUAAUCAAAUAGCUGGCGAUUCAGAAAACAAUAACAUUCCCACCAGAAAACCUUAUGUCUUUCAACGAGCGAAUCGGCCAGGAUGGUCGGCUCGAUUAACUCAAAAGAUAAGAAAUCUUUUGGCAGAGAGGUUGGAUUCUAGCCGCCUGUUUAAUUGGUGGACGGAAUGA
Molecule: messenger RNA, 857 nt
Organism: Daphnia carinata
Lineage: Eukaryota; Metazoa; Arthropoda; Branchiopoda; Diplostraca; Daphniidae
Exons: 2
Coding region: 105-857 (250 amino acids)
Source: RefSeq, a predicted model, not a curated record